This is a messenger RNA of Ostrinia furnacalis (Asian corn borer), 2977 nucleotides long. RefSeq lists its product as uncharacterized. The transcript has a single exon. Gene Ontology annotation, biological process: DNA integration. Gene Ontology annotation, molecular function: nucleic acid binding. The coding region runs from base 33 to 2963 and encodes 976 amino acids. The record is from RefSeq and is a predicted model, not a curated record. Lineage: Eukaryota; Metazoa; Arthropoda; Insecta; Lepidoptera; Crambidae.
UAGAAUGUAAUGUCGGAGGUAUAAGAACUAAAAUGCUGAUUGAUUCCGGAUCUAAAUAUAACCUAGUAACUGAAAAAACAUGGAUCGCUUUAAAAGAGCAAGGAGUUGCUUGUUUCAAUCAGGAAAAAAACCCGAAUAAAACAUUACUGGCAUAUGGCAGUACAAUACCGUUAAAAAUCAUCGGAUCAUUUGAAACCACGAUCAAAGUAAAUAUGCAGGAAGAACGCGCAAGGAUAUAUGUUAUUGCGGAGGGCUCAAGAAAUUUACUGGGCAAAGACACUGCAUGUAAAUUGGGUGUCCUAAAAAUAGGUGUUGACAUCAACCAAAUUAGAAACGAGCCAUUCCCGAAGUUUAAGGAUGUGUUGGUAGAAAUUCCUAUCGAUGAUACUCAAAAACCUGUUUCACAACCAUAUCGUCGAAUCCCAAUUCCGAUUGAAGAAAAGAUAGAAAGGAAAAUAAAGGAAUUACUGGACAGUGACAUAAUAGAAGAAGUACGGGAACCCUCUAAAUGGAUAUCGCCAAUGGUACCUAUUCUGAAAGACAACGGUGAAUUGCGCUUGUGCGUUGAUAUGAGGCGUGCCAAUAUGGCAAUUAUGAGGGAAAAUCAUCCGUUACCCGCAAUGGAACACCUCUUGCCAAAGAUAAGGAAGGCACAAUAUUUUACGAAGCUGGACAUAAAAAACGCGUUCCAUCAGGUGGAAUUGCAUCCUGACUCCAGACAUAUUACUACCUUCAUUAGUUCAAAGGGACUUUACCGAUACAAACGCUUGAUGUUCGGGAUAACAUGUGCUCCCGAAUUGUUCCAAAAAAUAUUGGAAAACAUGCUCCUUGAAUGUGACGGAGCUAUAAAUUUUAUAGACGAUAUAUUAGUGUUCGGUUGCACUGAAAAGGAACAUGAUUUGCGCCUAGAAAAGGUGUUAAGGGUCCUUAAGGAAAAUAAUGUUCUUUUGAACGAGGCGAAAUGCUUGUACAAAGUUCAAAAGGUAAACUUCUUGGGACAUGAACUAACUCCGGAAGGUGUUAGGCCCUUACACAAGUAUAUAGAAAGUGUGACCAAAUUCAGAGUUCCGAAGACUAUAGAGGAGUUGCAAAGCUUUUUGGGCCUAGUUAACUAUAUUAACAAGUGGCUUCCUAACAUGGCAACGAUGACGGAGCCAUUGAAACAAUUAUUGAGGAAGAAAUUUGGCAAAAAUGCUAAUAUUGAAGAGUUAUGGACCCAAGAACAGAAUCAGGCUUUUGAGAACUUAAAAAAAGCUCUUACCAAAAUUCAAAACCUUGGAUAUUACGACCUAAACGACAAAACCCAGGUUAUUGCUGAUGCCAGCCCUGUCGGAUUAGGCGCAAUUUUGGUUCAAAUUGAUGCAAAAGGACCCCGAAUUAUCGCUUUUGGGAACCGCACAUUAACCGAAUGCGAGCGUAGAUACAGCCAAACUGAAAAAGAGGCUUUGGCUUUGGUUUGGGCUAUAGAGCAUUUCAAUAUAUUUCUAUUCGGCAAGGAGUUCGACUUAAUUACUGAUCAUAAACCCUUGGAGGUUUUGUUUGGAGUGAAGUCGAAACCUUGUGCUAGGAUAGAGAGGUGGGUACUGCGGCUACAGGCGUAUCGGUACAACAUCAUAUACAAGCCUGGAAAGACGAACAUCGCUGACCCAUUAUCAAGACUGUGCAUAACCUCAGAUUGCAAAAAGACUAAUGACGACGAACAUGUCAACCAGAUUGUAGAAAAUGCUAAACCAUGCGCGAUUUCUAUGGCCGAAAUUAAAAUGCAUUCAGAACAAGAUCCGGAAAUACGCAAAGUGAAGCAAGGUAUCUACGACAAGAACUGGGAAGAUAAUGUCAAAGGAUAUAAGAUCUUUGAAAAUGAAUUGUGUUUUUUCGGUGACAUACUCCUAAGAGGAAAUAGAAUAGUUAUACCAUCCACACUUCGGAAAAGAGUCCUAGACGCUGCACAUGAAGGGCACCCUGGGAUUGUCGGCAUGAAAGGACGUUUAAGGAGUAAAGUUUGGUGGCCAAGGAUAGACAAGGAUUCUGAAUGCCUGGUGAAGAGUUGUAAGGGCUGUACUUUAGUAGGGUUACCUAAUCCGCCAGCUCCUAUGAAACGUCGCGAACUCCCGGAUGCACCUUGGGUGGAUGUAGCAAUGGAUUUACUAGGGCCAUUGCCUAGCAAUGAUUAUUUAUUAGUCGUAGUGGACUAUUAUAGCCGCUACAAGGAAGUAAAGAUAACGAAGACCAUUACUAGUGCUGUAAUAAUCAAGCUAUUGAAAGAAAUAUUUGGCCGCCUGGGCUAUCCAUCAUCCAUAACAGCAGAUAACGGACGACAGUUUGUGAGUGUGGAAUUUAAACAUUUUUGCAACGAAUGUAAUAUAAAACUUUUUAGUACAGUGCCCUAUUGGCCCCAACAAAAUGGCGAAGUAGAGAGACAAAAUCGAGACAUAUUAAAACGAUUGAAGAUUGGCAGGAUUGAGAAAAAAGAUUUACAAGAUAGCUUGAAUGAUUACCUCAUGAUGUAUAAUUCAACACCUCACUCUGUAACAGGGAAAACACCAACAGAACUGUUUUACAAAAGACAGAACAGAGACAAAAUACCUAUGCUUCAGGAUAUACAUACAGGAGAUGACACAGAAGUUAGAGACAAAGAUAAAGAACAAAAAGAAAAAGGAAAAGAAUACGGAGACAAGAGAAGAAAUGCACAUAAUGUGGAUUUGAGCGAAGGAGAUAGAGUUUAUGUAAAAGAAAUGAACAAAAGUCACAAGCUUGCACCAAAUUAUAACCCAGCACCACACAUAGUUGAGACAGCAAGCAAUGGAGAUAUUACCGUCAGAAAUGAAGAAACUGGACAGACCCUGAGGAGAAACAUAUUACAUUUAAAGAGAGUAGAAGGAGAGUGGAAAUCAAUACAAGAUAAUCAAGAACGUAAUCUGACAAACAACAGUGAAAAUCUAAAUCAAUUCGAUGAGUUACAGUAAAUUGGUAACUUACA